UUGAAAUUCAUUUUCUACCAUAAACUUGAACAAAAACUAAAUAAGAAGAGAAAACAAGAAUGGCUGCGAAUCUAAGGAACAAUGCGUUCUUGUCUUCUCUUAUGUUUCUUCUCUUAAUCGGUUCCUCAUACGCAAUCACAAGUUCAGAAAUGAGCACAAUCUGUGACAAAACCUUAAACCCAUCUUUCUGUCUUAAAUUCCUCAAUACUAAAUUCGCAUCUCCUAAUCUUCAAGCCUUGGCAAAAACCACACUUGAUGCUACACAAGCAAGAGCAACACAAACAUUCAAAAAACUCCAAUCUAUUAUCGAUGGAGGAGUCGACCCUCGAUCUAAAUUAGCUUACAGGUCAUGCUUAGAUGAAUACGAGAGCGCGAUUGGAAACCUCGAGGAAGCUUUUGAGCAUUUAGCUUCAGGAGAUGGCAUGGGGAUGAACAUGAAAGUUUCUGCUGCAUUGGAUGGUGCUGAUACAUGUUUAGAUGAUGUGAAGAGAUUGAGAUCAGUAGAUGCUUCGGUUGUGAAUAACAGUAAAGCAAUUAAGAAUCUUUGUGGUAUUGCUCUUGUUAUCUCUAACAUGUUACCACGUAAUUAAUUUUAAAUCUUCAUCAUGUGUUUGCUCUGAUUAAUUGUAUUGUUUGCGAGAGGACAAACUAAAUUAUUAUACUUAUAUUAUAA
Arabidopsis lyrata subsp. lyrata is the source of this 673-nucleotide messenger RNA. RefSeq names its product pectinesterase inhibitor 1. The record is from RefSeq and is a predicted model, not a curated record. Gene Ontology annotation, biological process: negative regulation of catalytic activity. The transcript has a single exon. Lineage: Eukaryota; Viridiplantae; Streptophyta; Magnoliopsida; Brassicales; Brassicaceae. Gene Ontology annotation, molecular function: pectinesterase inhibitor activity. Bases 60 to 590 code for a protein of 176 amino acids.